ACCGCAGCCGCGCUCCCCCAGCCCUCCCUGCCGUCACCGGCCCGCCACCUGCUGCCCGCCGCCAUGGGCAAGGAGAAGACGCACAUCAACAUCGUGGUCAUCGGGCAUGUGGACUCGGGCAAAUCCACCACCACCGGGCACCUCAUCUACAAAUGCGGCGGCAUUGACAAAAGGACCAUAGAGAAAUUUGAGAAGGAGGCUGCCGAGAUGGGGAAGGGCUCCUUCAAAUAUGCUUGGGUGCUGGACAAACUGAAGGCUGAGCGCGAGCGUGGCAUCACCAUUGACAUCUCGCUAUGGAAGUUCGAGACGACCAAGUACUACAUCACCAUCAUUGAUGCGCCUGGCCACCGGGACUUCAUCAAGAACAUGAUCACUGGGACAUCCCAGGCUGACUGUGCAGUCCUGAUCGUCGCUGCUGGUGUAGGUGAAUUUGAAGCGGGCAUCUCCAAGAACGGGCAGACUCGUGAGCAUGCCCUGCUGGCUUAUACCCUGGGAGUGAAGCAGCUCAUUGUGGGCAUCAACAAGAUGGAUUCUACAGAGCCCCCCUACAGCGAGAAACGCUACGAUGAGAUCGUCAAGGAGGUCAGCGCCUACAUCAAGAAGAUUGGCUACAACCCAGCCACAGUUCCCUUCGUGCCCAUCUCGGGCUGGCAUGGAGACAACAUGCUGGAACCCUCUCCCAAUAUGCCUUGGUUCAAAGGCUGGAAGGUGGAGCGUAAGGAAGGCAAUGCCAGCGGGGUGUCCCUCCUGGAGGCCCUGGACACCAUCCUGCCUCCUACCCGCCCCACAGACAAACCUCUGCGUCUGCCCCUCCAGGACGUCUACAAGAUUGGAGGGAUCGGCACAGUCCCUGUGGGCCGUGUGGAGACCGGCAUCCUGCGGCCUGGCAUGGUGGUCACCUUUGCGCCUGUGAACAUCACCACUGAGGUGAAGUCUGUGGAGAUGCACCACGAGGCCCUGAGUGAGGCCCUGCCCGGUGACAACGUUGGUUUCAAUGUGAAGAACGUCUCCGUCAAGGACAUCCGCCGCGGCAAUGUCUGCGGUGACAGCAAAUCGGACCCGCCACAGGAGGCGGCACAGUUCACAUCUCAGGUGAUCAUUCUGAACCACCCCGGCCAGAUCAGCGCUGGCUACUCGCCCGUCAUUGACUGCCACACCGCACAUAUCGCCUGCAAGUUCGCUGAGCUGAAGGAGAAGAUUGACCGACGCUCCGGCAAGAAGCUGGAGGACAACCCCAAGUCCCUGAAGUCUGGCGACGCAGCUAUUGUGGAGAUGAUCCCUGGCAAGCCUAUGUGUGUGGAGAGCUUCUCCCAGUACCCUCCCCUUGGUCGCUUCGCCGUGCGUGACAUGAGGCAGACCGUGGCCGUGGGCGUCAUCAAGAACGUGGAGAAGAAGAGCGGGGGGGGGGGUUUCUCUGCCCAGAAGGCCCAGAAGGCUGGCAAAUGAAUCGUAGGCUCCCCGUGCGUAGCGCAGAAACCAUCCCUGACACCAGGACGCUGCCACCGUCUCCCCCGGGCGCAUGUGUGCACAUCAGCUUGUAAGAGUUUAUAUGUCAACGACUGGAUGCUCACCAUUAAGGUCCAGUGGAAAUUCUUUAAAAGGAAAAGCAUGUUCCAGCGUUUGUGAGGCUUCAUGUUAAUUUUACCAAUAAAACUGGUACAACAUCCA
Molecule: messenger RNA, 1668 nt
Organism: Struthio camelus australis
Lineage: Eukaryota; Metazoa; Chordata; Aves; Struthioniformes; Struthionidae
Source: RefSeq, a predicted model, not a curated record